Messenger RNA from Fusarium keratoplasticum, 1155 nucleotides. RefSeq lists its product as uncharacterized. Lineage: Eukaryota; Fungi; Ascomycota; Sordariomycetes; Hypocreales; Nectriaceae. The transcript is spliced from 4 exons. Bases 1 to 1155 code for a protein of 384 amino acids. The record is from RefSeq and is a predicted model, not a curated record.
AUGGCGACCGACACUCCAGACCCAAGCUUGAGCAAUGCGCAUAUGCUCUACAUUCCCAUCGCCAUCUUUGGUGUGCUGUGUCCGUUAUUGGUGGGCAUACGUAUCUGGUCCCGGCGAAGGAAGGGAGGACAUCUCGGCGCUGAUGACUACACCAUCAUUGGUUCUCUGAUCUUUUCCCUGGCGUCAAGUGGACUUGAGAUUGCAUCAUGCCAUUAUGGAUUCGGACGGCACUCUAAGACCCUCUCGAACGAGAACAAGAUCGAAGCCCUUAAGUUCUUUUUCGUUUGCCAAGUGUCGUACAAGGCAUGCAUCAACUUGACAAAGUGCUCGAUUGUUCUCUUGUACCUUCGAAUCUUUGGCAAGGUCCGCUGGUUCAAGUGGCUCUGUUGGGGUUUGGUGGGAGUCGUUGCCAUGUAUGCCGUCUCUUCGGUCAUUGCCACCAUUUUCCAGUGCACACCAGUUCGUCGGGCAUACAACAAAAGCGUUCCGGGAACCUGCAUCGACAACGGCAAGUUCUGGUAUGCCAACGCGGGCUUCUCCAUCGCGACCGAUUUGAUCAUCCUGUUCAUGCCCAUGGCAUCCGUGUACCAGCUGCAAAUCCAACAGAUUCAGAAAAUCGCCCUGGUAAUUGUCUUCGCGCUGGGUGGCUUCGUCGUCAUCACCUCCUGCCUUCGAGUCACCACCAUCGACAUCGCUGCAACAACGACCGAUGUCACCUUUGACGUUUCUUCCACCAUGUGGACUGUCAUCGAGAUGAAUGUCGCUAUCGUCUGUGCUUGCCUUCCGAUGAUUCGACCAAUAAUUGUCAAGGUGUUCCCCAAGCUCAUGCCCAGGAGCAGCAGCAACAACCAAAAGUACGGAACUCCAAGCUACGGAACCAAGUCAUAUGCGCACAGUCAAGCGCGAGACAAGAACGAGUGGAUCCAGAUCGACGCUGGCCGAAACGGUAUCCCCAUGACUUCGAUUCGAAAGGCCGGCUCGACAGGAAGCGAGGAGAGCAUACUCGGACCUCAGGUCGAGGCCGGCACCAACCUUGGACCACCAGGAGCACCAUGGCCGAUAGAGGAGAAUGGUCAGAUGUCCAUCCAGAAGACGGUACAAUAUAGCGUAGAAUAUUCGAAAGGACAGCAGCAACAGCAGAAGGGUGAGAAGUAG